AUGGCGCAGGCUGCUCGACUGGACAUCAUGAGCAUCGCCGCACUUGUGGCAUUCGCACUGACGUUGGGCGCCAGGACGACGUUUUGUGAAGGCAUUUCGUGCGGUCCCGGAUGGGAGGCGUUCAGCUCCAGCUGCUACAAGAAGAUGGUGGACCCCAACGGUUGGCUGGGGGCUCGUUUCCACUGCGUCCUGGAGGGCGGUGACCUGGUCUCCUUCAACUCCUCAGCCGAGGAAGACUUUGUGAAGGGCAAAAUGGGGGCCCGCUCGUUCUGGAUAGGACUCUCCAACCUGGAAUGCAACCACAAGUUGUGUCCUCAAGUGUCAGGCAAGGAGCUGAAAUGGUCCGACAACACGCUGCUGAACCACAGCAACUGGGCAACCGUUAAAGUCGCAAGCACCAAUUUGGAGUCCUGCGCGUACGUCCUCCCAAACGCUCAUAAGGAUUACCACCCUGGCAAGUGGAGAAAGGUCUCGUGCGAGUCCUCCCUGGCGUACAUGUGCAAACGCUCCCCCGACGGCUGCCAGGAGGGACAACCGUGCAACAAGACCGCCGGUUUGGCGCUCACUCCGGUGCAAACUUCUGCCUGUGACCCUGGCGACUUCCUCCGCGGCCAUUUCUGCUAUCGCUUUGAGAACACUAAGAAAACUUGGCAGGGGGCCGAGGAUGACUGCGUCCUAUGGGGAGGUCACCUGGCAAGUGUCCACUCACGGGAAGACGGCGAUUGGUUGAUCGUUUGGCUGCGCUUGUGGCACUAA
Syngnathus acus (greater pipefish) is the source of this 756-nucleotide messenger RNA. RefSeq names its product C-type mannose receptor 2-like. The record is from RefSeq and is a predicted model, not a curated record. Gene Ontology annotation, molecular function: signaling receptor activity. The transcript has 7 exons. Bases 1 to 756 code for a protein of 251 amino acids. Lineage: Eukaryota; Metazoa; Chordata; Actinopteri; Syngnathiformes; Syngnathidae.